ACGCCAAGAAAAACAGUCUUUCUACUUCCCGAUGGCUCUGGUUCCGCCAUGUCGUAUUCCCGCAUCCCCUCCUUGGGACCGGGCAUAUGUCUUUACGGUCUGAACAGUCCUUUCCUAUCAAAUCCCGGAGGCUUUCUCCCCAUUCCAGACAUUGCCCCAAUAUGGGCUGCGGAGAUUCGUCGUCUACAGCCGAAGGGAUCUUACAUUCUGGGAGGCUGGUCUGCCGGAGGAUACUACUGCUUCGAGGUCGCCAAGUACCUCCUGCAACAUGAGAGGGAAGACGAUGGUCGCCCAGUCGAGGUGGAAAAGCUCAUACUCAUCGAUAGCCCGUCCCGAAACGUCUUCGAGGCUCUUCCAAUGGCCGUCGUCACCACUCUUUCAAGUCAAGGGUUGAUGGGGAACUGGGGCACCAACGAGGCGCCGAAGUGGCUGUUGGACCACUUCGAUGCCACGAUUGCGCGGGUUGAGGAGUACCAGCCCUCCCCUCUAACGAUUCUACUCCGAGGUCAGGCGCUGCCCAAGGUGUUCGUGAUCUGGGCUACCGAUGGCGUCUACGGUCCUGGAGGCGCAGCAGCUUCGGGUCUAGACACGACGGUCAAGGUGACCAAGUUCAUGUUGGAGGACAGGCUCGACAUGGGGCCCAAUGGGUGGGAUAAACUGUUCCCAAAAGGCACCCAGAUGGCUGUCGCAACUACUCCGGGAACGCACUUCACACUGAUAUUUCCCCCGCAUGUA
Colletotrichum navitas is the source of this 735-nucleotide messenger RNA. Its product is annotated as Alpha/Beta hydrolase protein. The record is from RefSeq and is a predicted model, not a curated record. The annotation marks the transcript as partial. The transcript has a single exon. Gene Ontology annotation, biological process: biosynthetic process. NCBI's taxonomy places the organism in Eukaryota, Fungi, Ascomycota, Sordariomycetes, Glomerellales, Glomerellaceae.